Molecule: messenger RNA, 1502 nt
Organism: Babesia bovis T2Bo
Lineage: Eukaryota; Apicomplexa; Aconoidasida; Piroplasmida; Babesiidae
Product: Protein kinase domain family protein
Exons: 5
Coding region: 35-1498 (487 amino acids)
Biological process (GO): protein phosphorylation
Cellular component (GO): nucleus
Molecular function (GO): protein kinase activity; ATP binding
Source: RefSeq, a predicted model, not a curated record
UAUGUUUGUAUUUGGAUAAAAUAAUUUAUUCCCAAUGCCUCGCAGGAGGGAUUCGCGCAGUCGUCGCCGUAGUUCGCGUAGCUAUGGCUACCGUGAGCGUCAUCGUGGUAGCAUAGGUUCAGGUCGUGACUACCGUCGUGGUUACCGUCGACCAGAUCGUAGUAUUUCCAGGGGUCGUUAUAAAUCACGUUCGUCUUCAAAAUCACGGUCUUCGGAAGAGUUUGAUCGAGUCCGUUCCCGUCGUGGCAGUAGGUAUACUUCCCGUAGAUAUCGUAGGUCAGUAUCGCGAUCGUCCGAUUCAUCACGUGGUCGUUAUCACGGUCGUGAAAGAUCAUCCCAUGACCGAUAUCGUCGUCGUCACUCGUAUAGGGAUGGCCAUCGUCAUACAUAUAGGGGCCGUCAUCGUAGAUCUCAUAACCGCGAUCGUCCACAUCACAAGCGGAAGGCAUCUCCAAAGGAUCGUAUAAUCCACUUUAGUUAUGAGCCCGGUAUGCAUUUAGGUGAUUACAAGGUUAUACGUAAGAUAGCUGAUGGUACGUUCGGGCGUGUUCUCUUAUGUGAGAAGGAUGGCGUUCAAUUUGCUGUUAAGGUUGUUAGAGACGUUGAGAAGUAUGUGAAAUCAGCUAAGAUAGAGGUUGAAAUACUACAAGACAUUCAAAAGGUCGACGGCUCUGGUGAGAGCCACUGCGUCGUUUUACAUGACCAUUUCAUGUACAAGGGCCGCAUAAUGUGCCUGGUGUUCGAGCGUUUGGGCGAUUCUUUAUACGAGUUCCUGAAAGCGAAUGACUACAAGGGUUUCUUUAUGUCCGACAUUCAGCGCAUAGCAUUCCAGUUGCUGAAGGGGCUAUCGUUUUUGAAGCAGAACAAGUUGAUUCACACUGACUUGAAGCCUGAAAAUGUUUUAUUGACCUGUGGUCAUGAUGACUUCAUUGAGGUGCCUUUCCCUCGUUCUACCACCGGUAUGCUUACGAAGCGUCCUGCCACUGCCGAUAUAAAGAUCAUAGAUUUUGGCAGUACUAUCUACGAGGACGACUACCACAGCAGCAUAAUUAACACACGACAGUAUAGAUCCCCGGAGGUCAUCCUGGACCUCGGGUGGUCAUAUGCCAGUGACAUGUGGUCACUAGGUUGUAUAUUAGUUGAGCUGUACACCGGUGACUUGCUGUUUGGUACUCACAGCCACCUGGAGCACUUGGCUAUGAUGGAGCGCACUGUAGGCCCGCUGCCGAGCUCUAUGCUUGCUGAAGCACGUAAUACUGAGGGCCGUGACUAUCUACAUCCCACUAAGGACAGUUUGAAUUGGCCAGAGGGGGCUCAAUCAAGUUCUUCGGAGGAACGUGUAUCGUGCUGCCGCAGUGUUAUGGAAAUUAUACGUCCGGAGCACCGGCCGUUCGCCGAGUUCAUCAAGUACAUUUUGAACCCUGACCCAUCGCAGCGUCCAACCCCCGAGGAUGCCAUGGAGCAUGAGUUUUUUGUCCUUACUCUUGCUGAGGGCUAGUACA